This is a messenger RNA of Knipowitschia caucasica, 552 nucleotides long. The record is from the annotation of a GenBank genome assembly. NCBI's taxonomy places the organism in Eukaryota, Metazoa, Chordata, Actinopteri, Gobiiformes, Gobiidae.
AUGCGCAGACCAUCAACCGACCAGCACCAGCGCACUAUGGACAGAGAGCAGUACAAGAAAGGCAACAUUGGAAAAAACUUCAUGUGUCGGCUGCAGUGCAUGUUCUCCCACUCUGCGAGCUCCGAGAGCAGCAGACUGACUCUGGAGGACACGCAGCAGUGGUCUCAGUCACUAGAGAAACUUCUCGACUCUAAAUACGGACUGGCCACGUUCCGCACCUUCUUGAAGUCGGAGUACAGUGAUGAGAACAUCGAGUUCUGGUUGACGUGUGAGGACUUCAAGAAGCUCCGCUCGUCUUUCAGAAUGUCGUCUCGAGCCAAACGCAUCUACGAACAGUUCAUCAAAGCAGAGUCGCCCAAAGAGAUCAACAUCGACCAUCAGACUCGCGAACAAAUCAAGAGAAACGUCAAAACUCCCACAACGCACUGCUUCGACGAGGCGCAGAAGAUUGUGUACGGACUGAUGGAGCGGGACUCCUACCCUCGCUUCCUCCGCUCCGAGGUCUACCGAACUCUGCUGGAGAACCUUUCGGCCGACGCGUCCAAAGGCUGA